Molecule: messenger RNA, 5365 nt
Organism: Thunnus maccoyii (southern bluefin tuna)
Lineage: Eukaryota; Metazoa; Chordata; Actinopteri; Scombriformes; Scombridae
Gene: phldb2a
Product: pleckstrin homology-like domain, family B, member 2a
Exons: 17
Coding region: 295-3390 (1031 amino acids)
Biological process (GO): regulation of microtubule cytoskeleton organization
Cellular component (GO): basal cortex
Source: RefSeq, a predicted model, not a curated record
AAACACUCUCCCCUCCUCCCUCCCCUCCUCUCUCCCGGGGAGGAGGAGGAGAGUCUGAGCAGAGCAGAGGUGGGAAGGGUCUCCUGACUGAUCCUUUGACUUUGGGUUUACUCUGCUCUUUUAUACAGACAGACGCAGACAGACGGAGGACUUCAGCUUCAACAACUACAGGCACACGCCGACAGACUCAAGGCUCAACUAUGUGAAUGAGACAGAAAACGAAGGCAACAAAGCACGUAGGGCCCAGCUGAAUUCCGCAUCUGCAGACUGAAUCAGAGAACAGAGGUCGGACUGAUGAACAGCAUGCUUCCCCAAAGAAGUGCUGUUGCCACGCUGGGCUAUGGCUCAGACUGUGUCAAGAUUGAGCACAGCAGCAGCGGCUCAGUGGGUGGGACAUUGCUCCGGGGCUCCCGCUCUAAGGCAGAGCUACAGGAGCUGAUGGAGACACUGCAGCGCAGGAAGAGUGCUCUGGAGGCUAGUCUGAGGGCAGCUGAGUGCAGCCGCAAAUAUCUAAGCGUGCCUUCACCUGUUGGACCCCAGUCCACCAGGCCACUGUCAAUCCUCAGCAAUACAGAUCGCCCUCCAUCUGCUUCGAGAAACUUUUCUUACAUGAGCAGCAGCAGCGUGCCCCCAUCACCUCGCCAGGGCGAACGCCAGCUGAGCACUAAUGGCUUGCUCCGUCAUUCCCACUCUCGCCACCAGUCACAAGACAGCCUGCUCCUCUCUAGCGCAGCAGACGGAAGCUCUCUGCUCUCCUCGUAUGGGGAGCCUCUACCUCGUUCUCCCAGGGUGAAAAGCGGAGCAGCCAGUGUGCCCUCCAGCCCUCGCAUGGGCCGUAGACUCUACUCUCAGGGCAAAGCAGGAGGUGACUCCAGACAGAGGAAAUACUCCACUGGUUCCCUCACCAGCCUGGGCAUGCACAGCCGUUCUCUGCCACGGCUUCACAAUGCAGCAGAUCCCCCCGCUCUAUCGCUACCAUCAUGCCACUCUGUUGGUCACCACAGAGGGGUGGGCUCAACAGGGCAGCGGCGCAGUCUCUCCUCCCUCGAGCAGCCACCAGAUGUGACAGUUCCAGCCAGCAUGCCCAGCACUCCCAGGAGGGCCAGCCUGGCUUCUCUGAGCUCUCUGGGUUUAGACAUGGACGGGACAGGCUUAGAUCUGGGCUUCGGAGAGAGGAGGUUGUCUUUUGGGAAGGGCGGGCUGAGCCCAGGACAGAGGGUGGGCAGCAUCACCUCUUUGAAUGGCAAAGAGGAGCUGAGAGACUACCACCUGCACCAGAGAGACGAGAGACUCAGGGAGCAGAAAGUGCAGAGAUUGGAGUGCCAGCGUCUAGAGACCAUCUUGAACCUGUGCACUGAGCUGGGCCAGGUGGAGAGAGAACCAGCAGGCUCAGCUGUUUCAGACCUGCAGAAGAUCAAUAAGGAGUUGGAGAAGCUGCAGGUGUCAGAUGAUGAGUCAGUGUUCUCUGACUCUCCCAACAGCAACGCUCCAGAGAGUAGCUUCGGGGCCAAAGCCAGAGAUUUGCAGCUCGUGGAGGAGCAGCAGGUCAGCCAACGUCAGCAGAGCAACUACAGAGAGCCCAGGUCCCACUCGCCUGCUAUCAGCCUGAACAGCAGUGCCCCCUCACCCUCUACCCACCACAGAGCUAAAGCUUUGGAGAGUGUGCAGUUGAAGCAGGAAGUAUCGCAUAUAGAGGAGGAGAGGAUUCAAGUUCUGAACAACAUUGAGGAGCUGGAGCAGAAGAUCAAAGACCUGGACAACCAGAUGGAGGAGUCUGUCCGAGAGAUGGAGGUGGAGUGUGCUCUGCUGGAAGGGGAACAGGAGUCAGAGAUGACCCAGCUGCAAAGGGAAAAGGAGCUUCUGGACCAACUAAAGGAAAAGCUACGUGGUAUCGAGAAGACGAGCAACACUGAGAAGUCGCAGGAAGGUGAGCAGCAGACAAAAAGUUUGGAGGAUUUGGAGUUUCAGAAGCUGGAGAGGGAGAUUCAUCAGGACGAGGAAAAAGAAAAUCAGAGCCAAGAACUGCUGCGAGAGAUCGCUGAGUGUCAGCGUCUUACUGUCACACACAAGGAAAGACUGAUGACGCUGAAGAAACAGUCCUCACAGAUUACCUUACAGUCUCAGCAAGAAAGAGAGAAUUUCCAGAGAGAGAAAAACAAUUUGCUUGUAAUGCUUCAGAAGGAGAGAGAGAAACUGGCGUCUUUGGAAGGAAAGUAUGCAGAAUUGUCUGAGGGGCAAACCUUCACUAACAACCCUGCAGCCAUCAAAGAGCACUUGCACGCUCUGAAGGAAAGGAGAAGAAGCAGCAAAGAAAACUCCCCCCUAAGUGACAGCCUACCUCAAAAGAGGAGCCAGCAGCUCCUCACUUCCUAUGGCAGAUCCCUGGGACGAACUCUUCCACCCAAGUCCCAUUUGCCUCUGUCCCAAAGCUCCAGCUGUGGCAGCGUCAUCCCACAAGGCUUCAGCUUCUCCCCCCGAGACCUGAACACUCGCCGCCUGCCCAAGACAGGCAACAGCCACGCACACAUGAACGAAGAGAGACAGAGAAGAAGCGACUUUUGCAGCAGGAUGGUCUCUGAGCCCAACGUGUUCCUGGACUCUUUCACUUAUCCGGACAACAGCCAGGCCUCAGACACCGUCAGUGUGGACAGCUCUGACAGCCUGGAGACCAGCUUCUCCGCCUGCUCCCCAGACAACAUUUCCAGUGCCAGUACGUCCAAUAUGGCGAAGCUCGAGGAGAUGGAGCGUUUACUCAGAGAGGCCCAGGUUGAGAAGCAGAGACUCCUCGAGUAUCGGGAGCGUGAGAUGGAGAUGCGCAGGCAGGCUCUGGAGGAGGAGCGAAGAAGAAGGGAGGAGCUGGAGAAACGACUGCAGGAGGAGACAAGCAGGAGACAGAAACUUGUAGAGAGAGAGGUGAAGCUCAGGGAGAAACAAAGAUCACAGUCCCGGCUGUUGACACGCUACCUCCCUGUAAGGAAAGAUGAUUUUGAUCUUCAUGGCCAUAUUGAGGCAGCAGGACACAACCCAGAUGCCUGCUUCCAUCUGGCCAUCACUGAUAAAACCUGUCGAGGCUUUCUGGUCAAAAUGGGCGGCAAGAUCAAGACAUGGAAGAAACGCUGGUUUGUCUUCGACCAGAAUCGCAGGACGCUCACCUACUACGCAGACAAACAUGAGACCAAGAUGAAAGGAGUCAUUUAUUUCCAAGCCAUAGAGGAGGUGUACUAUGACCAUUUAAAGAAUGCACACAAAAGCCCCAACCCUUCGCUGACCUUCAGUGUGAAGACCCACGAUCGGGUGUACUACAUGGUGGCUCCGACGCCUGAGGCCAUGCGUAUCUGGAUGGAUGUUAUUGUUACGGGCGCUGAGGGACACAUGCAUUUCAUGGUGUAACUGAUCCCAAGAGAUCGGGGUUCACGCCACUAAAUUGUUUUUUGUGUCACACGAGAAGAUUUACAGCACCCAGUUCGUACCAGUGUGACGGCAAACAUGUGUUGCAUAGAGCGGAGACGGACAUUCAUCAGGUCAACAGGAAAUUAACCUCUGUUUACACUUAUAGUAUGAUGUAUGUAGUCCAGAAGGACAACUGAUACUCAAAAGCACACUUUAUAAUGUAAUCAAGUAUAAAAGAUCCAAAGAAUUGAUAUAUCAGUUUCAUAAUUAAGCUAUUUAGUUAUUGUUUUAUUUGUUUAUGUACCAUGAGUGGCUGAAACUUCACUAAAUCUACGUAGCAACAAUUAAAUUGUUCAAUUUUCCAACUUUCAUUCUUGUUACAUCACACCAGAUUGUCUAAUACUUUUUCUGUUAUGUUUGGCUUCUAUUCAGUCAAAGCUUGAUCAGGAGAGCUUCUUGAUCAUUCAGCAACUGAACAUCUGCUACACUUUUAAACUGCGAUACACACUGAUGCUGCUUCUCUAUAACAGAUGCAUACUGUAGCUGUCUAACAGCUUUGUAUAAACAUUAGCCUUCUGUAAUGUGCUUAUUGCACAUGCUCAAACCAAAGUUGAAGUUAUAUUUCUAUCUCCAUCUUUUUCUUUGCCUUCUUCUUCCCUCCUCUUUACAUCCUGUUGGACUCCACAUUUUCAAAGUGUCUUUAUCUGAGUUUAUUUCCUUUUAAACGUCAGGUCGUAUUAGUGGAUCACAGCGUCCUGGUGAUCUCUGAUCGGAUAAGAUUACCCACAUAUUUGUGUUUGCAAGAAUGUACGUUUUUAUAUUAACUAAGUUUUAUCAUUUCCAUAUUGUCACUACUAUUGUGAGUAUUAUUUUACGUUUUAAAUUCCAGCAUUUUGAUUGCUGCUGUCAGACUACCAGUAUAAGCUGGUCAUGUCUGCUUAUUUAAAGCAAGGCUGAAUGUCCACCAUCUGUAUUCCUUUGCAUCAAUUCUAGGUUGUGAGUCUUAAUUUGGACUUUUCUAAAAAUAUGCAAUUUGUCAGGAAGGAGAGAUGAUUAUAGGCACUUUUUACAUUUUAUCAUCAUGAAUUCUUAGUAAUGGUUGAAAAUACUCUACUAAUCGAAGUAGAAAAUUUGUCUAAAUCACAAUGGUACUGUGUUUCAUGCUAACCACUGUGCAGCUCCCCAUAUCUAUAGUAGAGGCUGCAGGCACUAUAUGAUGAGGCCAUGUUGUGCAGCAGGGAUCCUGGAUGUCUUGCAUCACCUGCAUGUUCAUCACACUAAAGCGUUUCAUUCUGGUUUUUCACCAGCAGAGGCCCUCAGUGCAAGAGUUAUUGCACUGAAAUGACGUAAUGCUCUGGCUGGUUGAUCCAUACUCACUUAGUAAAUAAGCAGAAUGGAGCCUCCAUUAUCCAUGUUUUGUAAUGCUUAUCAUCAAAUACGUACAUUUAUAAGCACAAAUAUAUAAUUUGCCUAUUGGAAGAAAAACAAAUUGUGUUUCAGGACAUUGCACACAAAAUGAUUUGAUCAUUUUGGUUUAAAUGUGUUAGAAGAAGCCAUAUAUUUGAUCUGUAUAUUCUUUGCCAGUUUAUAACAGUCUGACUGUGUUUGAUGAUGAAACAUCAAGUGACCAGCUGUUGGUUCACAGACUGCAGGGCUCGCUGUUGGUCUUGUGUUGGUUCAGUGUUGAGCUGACAGUGUUACAGAUGACUUUUUACCUCUGCUGGAUGGUUCUCAGUAAACGCAGGUAUCUGUCAGGGUAACAUCUCAUCCGCAAACUGUCAGCCACUGUACGAGACACAAGCCUUGAAACAAAACAAAUUACCACAUUUAUAUAUAUUUUAAUACAUCUAAUAUUCUAUAUUUUGUGUAUGAACAAUGGUCAUUUUAGUGGACACUAUGCUACAGGUUUUUAUAAUUGACACGUGUCAUGUUUCAACAUGAAUAAUAAUAAAUAAUUUUGAUUAUGAAUCAUAAA